AUGACAACUGACUUCAACAACAAUGUUAUAUUAUGUAACAAUCUAAAUCUUGCUGAACCGCCCUAUCAGAAACAGGUCGCUGUGCCUCACUUGCAAUUGGAGUUGCUAGCAGUUGAUCAUUUAGAACCACCAACCACCAUUGAACGAUCCCUGUCAAAAAUGUGUACGGAGGUUGAAUCCAAUUGGGGACCAAGCAAUAACGUCUGUAGUAAUUCCGAUAAUGAUUUUGUCGACUUUGGUGACGAUCAGGGCGAUCAAUCCAACUACAUUGAAUAUAGCUAUCCCGAAACCUCCGUGCAUGUAAAUCAGAGGUUUUUGAAGUAA
Molecule: messenger RNA, 324 nt
Organism: Strongylus vulgaris
Lineage: Eukaryota; Metazoa; Nematoda; Chromadorea; Rhabditida; Strongylidae
Source: the annotation of a GenBank genome assembly